CGAAUGUUGCCGGAAAUGACGAUUCCGCUGGGCGACAUGGCGGAGGAGGUGGAUGUAGAUAUUGAAGGAGAUGAAGCUGAGCCUAACCUGGGUGAGGACAGUGGUACAGUUCCCGGAUUCCUGCAUGACCACUAUUUGGAUUCCUCCUGGAGAAGUAACAGUGGCAUUUUGUCCUGGACUUUGGACAGUUCUCUCAGUGAGGAGAAUAGAGCAGUUAUUGAGAAGAUGUUACAAGAGGAAGAGUACUACCUAACUGGGAAAAAAUAUCCACAAAGCAGCUGGUCUGAUCACCCAGAAAAAGGAAAAGUAUCUGUGAAAAGUAUUCGUCAAAAGAAAACUGUGAAAAGUCGGAGUCUUGCAACAGCAAGCACUUCUUGGCCAGCCCGAUGGACACCAAGGGAAAAAGAUCUUUUUGAACAAGGGCUGGCCCAAUUUGGUCGACGAUGGACAAAAAUUGCAAAGCUGAUUGAAUCGCGGACAGUGCUGCAGGUGAAAAGUUAUGCCAGACAGUAUUUCAAGAGCAAGGCAAAAGCUGAAAGCCCUGUGAUAGAGCCAAAUAUCUGGACUCCUAAAGCAACAGUAACUUCUGAAAAUGGAGCUGGACAUUUGAAGAUAGGACUAGAGCCUUACAGCACUACAGCAUCACAAGGUCAAGCUUUUCUCACUGUUAACACUGUUAAGAUUGAGCAUUUGACUGAUGAUGAAGAUGUGGAUGUCUUGGAUGAAACAGAUAGUGACUGUGAUGGAAUUCAUAAGCAGAAAGAAGCAAAAGCUCAGUUUGAUUCAAAGACAGAUGAACCCAAGGCGAAUAGCCACAGUGACAGUGUUUUUGAACUAGAUGAAUCCCUGCUUAUUUCUUCCACUCCUGCUAUGACCUUGCAAAAAUGUUAUCAGAUAUCAGACACACAGGAAAUAUCCAACAAUAGUAACACAAAUGGUAGCAAUACUGACAGCAUAAAGUCCAUGAUUGAUGAGAGUAAAGAAAAUGAAACACCAUUAAAAGCAGCAAAGGAAGACACAAAUUGUGAACCUGCUCCUGAUGCAAUGAGUGAAAAAUUAGCAAAGCAAGUACCAGAAUUUCUAGAAUUUAAUCAUUUAGAAGAAAAGGAGGAAUCUCAAAAUGAUAUCUGUGCAUAUAGUGUGGCAGAUUCAGUUUGUGAAACGGAAGUGGAUGAAGAGAACUGUGACAGUGAAGAAGGAGAGAUAUUGAAACUCCCUAUACAAGAAGUUGUACUAGACAGAAAUAUGAUCACAGAAGAUGAGAAGCAAGCUAUUCCUGAGUUUUUUGAAGGACGAGCAUCAAAAACACCUGAACGUUUUCUAAAAAUACGCAACUACAUCUUGGAUCAGUGGGACAAAUGUAAACCUAAAUAUUUGAAUAAAACAUCAGUGCGUCCAGGUCUGAAAAAUUGUGGAGAUGUCAAUUGCAUUGGACGGAUACAUACAUAUUUGGAACUAAUUGGAGCGAUAAAUUUUGGUUGUGAGCAAGCAGUAUAUAAUCGACCACGACCUGCGGAUCGAACCCGCAAUAGAGAAGAGGGGAAGGACAGUGUACAGACAUACGUCCUUGCUCAGAGAUUACAAUCAAUGCGUACCAGAAAGCGCCGUGUGCGCGAUUCUUGGGGUAACUGGUGUGAUGCUAAGGAUCUGGAGGGGCAAACGUUUGAGCAUCUCACAGCAGAAGAACUGGCCAAAAGGCACAAGGAAGUAUUGAACAGGCCUCCAAAACCAGCAAGAGCAUUGCGUCAUUCAAAGAGCACUUUAGAUCCUUUCCAGCUGAUCCCAUGUCUCUGCUUCAAUGAAGACAAACUGGAGCCAUUUCAGGUGAAGGUAGCUGCAGAGGCAUUGCUUGUGAUGGAUAUGCAUGCCCAUGUGUCCAUGGCAGAAGUGAUUGGCCUAUUAGGCGGGAGAUAUUCUUCAGGAAAGAAAAUAUUAGAGAUCUUUGUUGCAGAGCCAUGCAACAGCCUAAGCACAGGACUUCAGUGUGAAAUGGAUCCGGUGUCACAAACCCAAGCUUCAGAGGCUCUAGCUGGACGAGGAUACAGCAUUGUUGGAUGGUACCAUUCACACCCUGCUUUUGAUCCUAAUCCAUCUUUAAGGGACAUCGAUACCCAAGCAAAGUAUCAGAAUUACUUUUCACGCGGAGGAACACAAUUUGUUGGAAUGAUCAUCAGUCCGUACAAUAUUUGCAACUCUUUGCCUUAUUCCCAGGUCACGUGUCUUAUAGUUAGUGAAGAACUCAGUGCAGAUGGCAGUUUCCGCCUUCCAUAUAAAUGUGAGUUGAAGCAGUUGAGUGAAGAACCUCUGUGGGUACGGUUGAUAGAUAAAGCACGCUGGAUAAUGGAGAAGUACAAGCUAUCCCUUAGUAGUGUGCCAAUGCUUCGAAUGUUUCAUAGACAUUCCAACUUAACAUGUCUGCAGAAGCUGCUUGAAUCCAUGCGGAAAACAUUGGAAAAUCAGUGGAAUACUGCAGUCACUGAAGAGUUUCUGGCCCAGAUUGAAGAUUUGUUCCUUUCAGGUUAUACUGUUGACAACAGGAGCAGUAAAUUUGAAACUAUUGCUGAGCUUCCAGUAGAAUCCAGUAAUUAAUUCCUUCUGCAUGUAUUUGUACGAUAUUAGUGUAUGAUAUUUCACUUUCAAAAAUCUAAUGGCAUUUUUAGAAAGAUGGCCCAAUGUUGUAGUGAGAGAGCCAGUGGAAUAUUUAGUACAAUUUGGCUUGUUUGUAAAGGAAAAUAAAUAACAGAGGAAGUCCAUGAUUUUUCCCUGAGAUACAGCAGUUUUUUGAAGAUUACCUACUAAGAAUUUCUUUAACAUUUUAAAAAGCAUGCAGUUUUUCCUGCUGUACUGGAGUAUUAUUACAGCAAUUUAAGUUGUUUAUGGGGCUGUUGAAAAGAAAUUCAAAUAGAAACAGCAGGUGCUACAAUUUAAAACUGUUUUCACUGCUUCUGGAUAGUUACUGGAGCCUGGGAUCCAAGCAAGAAAAUCUACAUCAAAGGUGUCUUUUGUCUUCUCAGAUUUCACCAACUUUCAUAUUUUGCAGUUGAGCGUGGCCUUCCAUUUUUGUUAAGUAGAACAUCAUAGUUACUGUAACUGAGGUUUCAACAAUGAUCUUGGUGGCACAAGUAAGGCUGCAUUUAUAGACAAUAGACAAUAGGUGCAGGAGUAGGCCAUUCAGCCCUUCGAGCCAGCACCGCCAUUCAAUGUGAUCAUGGCUGAUCAUCCACAAUCAGUACCCCGUUCUUGCUUUCUCCCCAUAUCCCUUGACUCCGCUAUCUUUAAGAGCCCUAUCUAACUCUUUCUUGAAAGCAUCCAGAGAAUUGGCCUCCACUGCCUUCUGAGGCAGAGCAUUCCAUAGAUCCACAACUCUCUGGGUGAAAAUUUUUUUCCUGAACUCUGUUCUAAAUGGCCUACCCCUUAUUCUUAAACUGUGGCCUCUGGUUCUGGACGCCCCCAACAUCGGGAACAUGUUUCCUGCCUCUAGCGUGUCCAAUCCCUUAAUAAUCUUAUAUGUUUCAAUCAGGUCCCCUCUCAGCCUUCUAAAUUCCAGUGUGUACAAACCCAGUCGCUCCAAUCUUUCAACAUAUGACAGUUCCGCCAUCCCGGGAAUCAACCUCGUGAACCUACACUGCACUCCCUCAAUAACAAGAAUGUCCUUCCUCAAAUUUGGAGACCAAAACUGAACACAAUACUCCAGGUGUGGUCUCACCAGGGCCCUGAACACCUGCAGAAGGACCUUUUCGCUGCUAUACUCAACUCCACUUGUUAUGAAGGCCAACAUUAGUUUUCUUCACUGCCUGGUGUACCUGCAUCCUUACUUUCAGUGACUGAUGAACAAGGACACCUAGACACCUAGGACACCUAAAUUAUUUUAAAAGGAAUGAAGAAUUUAACAGUAACACAUAUAAAAUUCUGGAGGAACAGCAGAUCAGAUAGUAUCUAUAGAAAAUAAUAAAUAUUCAACGUUUCCAGCCUAGACCCUUCAUCAGGACUUGAAACAUCGACUGUUUAUUCUUUCCAUAGAUGCUGCCCUGCUGUAUUUGUCACCCUGGACUUCCAGCAUCUGCAAAUUCACUCGUGUUUAUAAAGAGUUUAAGGAGCAUUUCCAAAAAGUUUCUGUGCAGCAAUCUUGCAUUCAGAGUUUCUCUGGUAUGCUCUAAACAGCAUCAUUUUCUCUUGCAAUGCCAGACCAAAGGUAUUGUUUUGAAAUAUGAUAUGUGACAUCUGGCUUAUAAGCCUCAGGUUUUAGCUAAUACAGUGACAUGUGGACUCCUGUUCCUGAAAUCUGGACUGUGAGCAGAAGUGCAAAUUUUAUUUCAUUAUUUAUAUACUGAUCUGAAGUGGCAGUUAAAUGCUUAUUCAGAACUGAUCAUCUUUCCUAUCUGUUUCCCUAAAACCAUAAAAAGUCAUGAUGCUUUUUAUUUUCCUCCUACUUCUGUGCUUUAAAAAGAAAGGAGAAUACUAUUUCCAGUAAUGUCAAAGGAUAUUCGGAGUUCCAGGGUUAAGAAGGAAGUAACAGUUGAAAUAAUAAAUAUGGCAGGCUGCAUAGAAGGUGUUUGAUACCAAAGUCAGGUGGUUAGUCUCUGCUUGGAUUAACAAUUUAUUGAUAAACUCAGUUGAAACCAUUUAUUGCAAAAUAAUCAAAACCCCUUUCACCAGGUAAAAUAUUACAUAUUGUAUAUAACAUUGUAUUAGUGUUUGCAAUGGCGGAGAGAGUGUUCCCUGGAAAUUUAAGAAUAUUUUAGGUGUCCCAUGGUGUUGGAUGCACCUUUAAUAAUCCUGGUGGAGGUAACUGCUUUAUGAGGCAGAUAAAUUCAUCAUCAGUGGGUAUCACAUAAACUAGUAGUGUAUUUUCUUGGUAUAGCCGUAGUAAUUCUGUCACAGUUGUUAAUCAAGUUGUCUGAUGGCAGUGUUUCCUAUGCAUACCAGUUGUUAACACAGACAUCUGCUGCCUUCAAAGAAGCAACCACAAUGUAAAUUAAAGAUAAUGUAACUUCUAAACAAUUGAUUUAGAGAUUGCAUUUUAUGAUCCUGUUAUUUAUUACUGCUUCAUUAGGAAAUCCCUUUGAUUACUGGAAUCAGUAUGAAUUAUUAUAACUUGGAAGCACGCUUUAGAAUCAGCAAGUUGACAAUUCCCUGUUUAUUUUAGGUCAUGUGAGAGAAAAUUCUUCACAUUCGUUACCUGUUUAAUUAUAUUUUUGGCAUGAGAACCAUGGUGGUGGGUCUUCAUUUAGCCAUCUUGUAUAGAAAUCUAUCCAGGGUCUUUUAAGAGAAUCCUGGAUAGGUACAUGGAGCUUAGAAAAAUAGAGGGCUAUGGGGAACCCUAGGUAAUUUCUAAGUAAAUACAUGUUUUGCACAACAUUGUGGGCAGAAGGGCCUGUAUUGUGCUGUAUGUUUUCUAUGUUUCUAUGUAACUUGGACUGUUCUUCUAAAUUAAGAAAUCAUGACAUUUUAUAUAACAAAGAUGACUGGAGUGAGCAAAUGCACUUUGUUGCAGCUAGAACAAUUUGUGUACAGUCGUGAUAGCUGUACCUUCAGCAAUUCCUUCCCCACCUCCUACCCCCUUUAAUGUUGCUUGAGCUACUUAGUUCCUGCAGCAGGUCAUUGCUUCUGAUUCCAAUACUGCAGUCCAUUGUUUCUGUACAACAAAAAUGUCGUGUGUAUAAAGAUUAGAUCUUCUCCAAGCUUCUUCUAAAAUCUAAAGAAAACUGCAUUUUUUUUUUUUUUUGGUGCAGUUUAUUGGUGAGCAUGGAAUGUCUUCAGUGUUUUGAUUGGAACAUCCAGCAACAUAUAAUGCUAAUAAACAAAUUAAUAUAAUUUUUCAGAAUAAAACUUUAUAAGAGGUCAUCUUAAUCAACAAAUGAUUCUGUCAUCCAUUGCUCCAAACAUUUUAUUUUAUCUUCACAAUGAAUUUACUAACCUUUAAAAAUAUGCUAAUCUGAGGAUCCAAGAACACAGAAAUUUUCAACAGUAAAAGUCUUCAGUUCUAUUUGUGCAUCAGUAGCUUCAUUAAGACAGUGUGGAAGUCAUAAUUUUUAUAAGAGUCCACAUUUUCCUCCCAGUAACAUAAGGAACCAACAUUUUUGGUGGUUUUUUUUUUAAAAAUCCAGCUCUUUUCCCAGGUUUGCAGUGUGUUUGUGUUGGAAACUGAAAGGAAGUUCAUUGUAUCUCUCGCUGAUGGACUUGGACUGCUCAAAGAAAUAAAAGAUUGACUUUUUAUGUUAGUGAUAAUGUACUUUAUCAAACUUUUUUAUGAUGUGUAAAUGUAUAAAUUUUGCCAGUUUAAAAAUGAUGGAAUUUAUAUUCAUAUUGCUUAUAUAAUGUAAACAAUUCAAAUCAAAAUUGUAUGGGAAAUAUAAAAGUGAAUUAGUUUGUGACAGGUGCAUUUUGCAACAUUAAAAAAAUCAGACUAAUUUCCACAGAUGUUGAAAGAAGCAGCUUUGUUUCCAUUUGAUUCACAAGGAAUUGAAGUAAAACAGGCUCUGUUUAUUGAAAGGUGCAACACAGAAACUGUCCCUUCAGCCCAUCUAGCCCGUACCAAACCAUUUAAACUACCUCUUCCUGUAGACCUGCACCAGGACCAUAGUCCUCCAUACCCCUACCAUCCAUGUGCCUAUCAAAACUUCUCUUCAAAUUUGAAAUUAAGCUUGCAUGCACCUGUUGCACUUGCAGCUCGUUCCACACUCUCACAAUCCUCUGAAUGAUGAAGUCUCCCCUCAUGUUCCCUUUAAACUUUUCAUCUUUUAUUCUUAACCCAUGUAACUCUGAUUGUAGUCCCACCCAACCUCAGUGAAAAAGCCUGCUUGCAUUUACGCUAUAUUAACCCCUUAUAACUGUGUAUGCCUCUAACAAAUCUCCACCCCCCCCCACCCCAAGUCUUUUACAUUUCAAGGAAUAUAGUCCUAACCUAUUCAAUCUUUCCUUACAACUCCGGUCCUCCAGUCCGAGCAACAUCCUUGUAAAUUUUCUCUGUACUCUUUCAACCUUAUUUACAUCUUUACAUCUUUUGAAUAAACAAUAAAAAUAAUUUUUGUGAUUAUUUUGCAUAAUGCAGCAUGAUUUCACAGAUCAAAAGCCACAUAAGGAAUUCAAGGUUUGCACUUAUCAUUUAACUUCAGAAACUUGAUUGUGUUAAAUUCUUAAAAUCCCCAGUUCUUCUGAUCUCUUGAAACCAUUUUGUAUAUGCUGCAUAUUUAAAUUGAGGGCACUCUGAGAUAACCCAAAAUACUACUAUGGGAUAAUUCAACAAUUUUAAAUAGCUUACUGAUGUUUAACAAUGCUCAAAACCACUCUGGCACAAUCCCAGGUUCUUGGUGCCUUCAUGAGAAUUAUGUACUAGUAUUCUCCAAGUCCAAAACAAGAAAAGGGAUGUAUAAAGAUAUAACAAUUCACAAAACAAGACAUCAGUAUUUCAAUACCUUUGCCGAUGACAUUAAGUGAGCUACUUGGAAGAUAUUUGGUUAUAGCUUGAGCCAGUGCAGGUUGAAAGAUCCCAAAGUUUUGAGACAUCUUGAACUGAUUUUCUUUUAACUCAAGGCAAUAAUUUUGGAGAGUUGCUCCGAAAAUAGGUGAUGGUAAAUCAAGUUGGACCAUCAGCUGCAAUUUAUUAUUUGUUCCUAUGCUUCAAAUUAUAUGGUUCAUGGAUACUCGACAUUCGUCUCUUACCUUUCAUUUUCUCAUUUGGUUAAGUUGCAAUGAAUAGUUUUAGUUAAAAUCAAAGUACAAUGAAUGUAUUGACAAUAUUACUGCAUGGUAGCAUACUGUACAUAUUUUUCUAGAACAAUGUCUGUAUUUUUCAUAGUUAAAAUAUUUGACCAUUUGUGAGAUUGAAAUCAAAAGUAUAUACAGCAUAUGUGAUCAUGUUUGUGCACUGCUCCUUAGGAAGGAUUGUUUAAUCUUGCUUGUUGCAGUUUUAUGUUGUAAUUAAAGAACUGAAGACUUAAAAUGUUAAACUACAGUAUUAAUAAAUCAAUUUUGUACAGAA
Molecule: messenger RNA, 7981 nt
Organism: Hypanus sabinus (Atlantic stingray)
Lineage: Eukaryota; Metazoa; Chordata; Chondrichthyes; Myliobatiformes; Dasyatidae
Gene: mysm1
Product: Myb-like, SWIRM and MPN domains 1
Exons: 20
Coding region: 4-2589 (861 amino acids)
Biological process (GO): double-strand break repair
Cellular component (GO): BRCA1-A complex; BRISC complex
Molecular function (GO): metallopeptidase activity; polyubiquitin modification-dependent protein binding
Source: RefSeq, a predicted model, not a curated record